ACGGGGGAGGCGCUGCCCCCAGACGAGCUGAGCGUGGGCACGGGCAGCCUGCCCCCCAAGAGGCCCCGCAGCGCCACCCCGCGGCCGCUGUGCCUGGAGGACUGCAUGCAGCUGCUGGAGGAGCUCUUCCCCUUCGUGGACACGAGCGGCGGAGGCACGGGCUCGAUGUCUGGCGCCAACGCAAUGGCACCGACGAGGGACUCCAGCCGAUAUCAGCACCAGCUGCAUCAUCACCACCACCAACAGCAGCAGCAGCAUCACCAGCAGCAUCAGCAGCAAGGCGUGACUCCGUUUCAAGUGGCGUGUCCUCUCUCCGAACACAUGCUGGCCAGAGAUCUGGAGCAGGGCUGGCAAGAGAUUUUGGAAAUGCCCGAGAUGCAGGCACUCGACGUGACUGCACCCGCACAGCACCAUCAUCAGCACCAGCAGCAGCAACAGCACCAUCAUCAGCAGCAGCAUCAGCAGCAGGCGCCGCCAGGAGCCGCCGACGCCUCCUUGUACAGCGAGUCGCCGGAUCUCGUCGAUGGCUUCUGCCAGCAGCGCGCCCGGCUGCCCAGCCAGAGCUUCUACCCAGGCGGCGGUGGCACCACCGCCACGGGCGGCACCGGCGCCUCCACAGGCUUCUGCGCCGCUUUCUCGGCAGGCUCCGCGCCGCCACCGCCGCUCAGGCCCGAGCCCCAGGGCUUUGCCCGGGCCAAGCUGGAGUACGCGGCGACCUCCGCCUCCAGCGGCGCCGGCUACAAGGAGAUCAGCUACUUCGGUUCGGCGCAAUGCGUGCCGCGCCACGCCGGCGCUCCGUCACUGCAUCCGCUGCCACCACCCUCCUCUGCCGCCGCCUCCCCAGCUGCCGGCAGCGGCGGCAGCUACCAGCCUCUGCCCGUGGGGCCACCGGGAGCGACGUUCGGGAGCUUCGGGGUGUGCGGUGGCGGUGGCGCAGAUGGCGUUGGUGUCGCUGGCUGUGGAGGUGGUGGUGAGUCGCGCGAGCAGCCGUGCGCUCACCGGUGUCUCAGCCGAGGCACGGGGCUGUACCCCGACUCAGCGGCCGUGCUGCUGCCCUACGCAGACCACCUGGGCUGCUACGGCGGCGGCAGCAGCAGCAAUAGCAGUAGCGGCAGUGGCGAUGGCAGCAAAGAGACGUACGAGAGCUUCAGGACCCUGGGCUACGAGGCGAGCGCUGACGGCGAGUGCGGCGGAGGGGAGCAGAUGCCGUGUGAGAUGAUGUACCUGGACCAUCACCACCAGCAGCACCAGCAGCACGACGUGCACAGGGGCGAGCCCAGCACCACCCCGGACUACAUCUCCUUCCUCGGCGCGUCAGCCCUGGUGGACCUCAGCGGCAGCGCUGGUGGGGUCUGCAUAGCGGCGAGCGAAGGCGGCGGAGUUUGCGGAGCAGCGGGAUUGACGAGGGUCGCAGGGCCGUUGCCGCCGGGCGGCGCCGCCGCCACCGCGGCCACCACCGGGCCCGACCGCCUCCACCUGGAUCCCCUGCCGCCGGCGGCGGCGCGGCGCGGCGGCGCGGCGUCGUCCCUCCGCCUGCUGCCGUCGGGCGCGGACGCCCGGCUGAGCCGCGACGAGCGCCGCGCGGCCGCCAUGCGCAUCCCGAUCGGCGUGUCGCAGAUCGUCAACAUGGCCGUGGACGACUUCAACGAGCUGCUGGCGCGCCACCGCCUCACCGAGCCGCAGCUGGCGCUCGUGCGCGACAUCCGCCGGCGCGGCAAGAACAAGGUGGCGGCGCAGAACUGCCGCAAGCGCAAGCUGGACGGCCUCACGGGCCUCGAGCGCGAGUUGGCGCGCCUGCAGGGACGCCGGGAGGCGCUGCUCGCCGAGAGGAGGGACAUCGAGGAGGGGGUGGCGGCGGCCGAGCGCCGGCUGGCAGCGCUCCGAGCGCAGGUGUUCGCGGCGCUGCGCGACGAGAGCGGCAGGCCCUACCCGCCCGAGCGGUUCUGCCUGCGGCACACGAGCGAUGGCGCCGUGUGCCUCGUGCCCAGUGGGGGGGGCGGCGGCACCGGCGACGGCGACGGCCAAGCGAGCGGGCGCUGAGGUUGUGGGUGGCGUUGUCGCCUCCGCCUGACGAGAUAAGCAAUGGCUGGCUUCCCAAGCCACGGCGGAGGAGUUAUUUGGAUGCCGCCACGGCAGUCGUGACGGUCAGCGGCGCGCCACCGGACCAGCGGUCCGAAGAUCGCCGGGUCGAUCCCGUCCCUCCAGGUGUGGCGGUUAAAACAACGUGGCAAGUGUUGGAAAUCCCCAGCCUCUGUCCACGCGGCAGUCUACACAGCGGUCACCACAGGCAGUCGAUUGGAAGGUCGCGCUCGGUGGGGGUAAAGUGUGGGUACUCCCACCUCUUUCAAGACGUCUGGUUAACGUGGAACAAGUAGACCAAAUAUCCUCUGCAGGGGACUCUCGAGCUCCUUCUAGUAGAGUCCCUGCUGCCAGCAGGGGUCUCGGCAAGGAAUUUCAGGGCUGCACCUUGUGCCUUGUAACCUUUAGCGAACAUGGCAAGAAUAUCUCAAGAGUUCCGAGAACCAUCGCCCAGGUAAGUGCGUCUUGUCGAGUGGUGGGUGGAUGGUUGCGCUACAGAUGGGAAGCGGGACUCCCAAUUUCACAUCCCUGGAAGAAUUGGGGGAAUUUCCCAGAACGGGGUUCCUGGGAAAACCAGGACAGCCAAGGUGGAUUCCAGCCCCGUGGGGAGGUGGAGUUUUGAGUGCCGGGGCAGCAGCUGUGAUGCCGAAUUUUGUUUGGUUUGGUGGUUCACGUGCACAUUGACUUCGAGUCGUCACUAAUCGUCAUCAGCCAUGAUCUAUCCACAUCCACUGCUGGAUGAGGCCUCCUCCAUCUGUCACCAUCACUCAUGACCCCGCGGUCGAUGCAACAAACCAUUUGCUCCUCCGCACAAGCCCAUUCAUCACUCCAUCUCUGCUGCGGGCGUGUUAUCGCGUGUUUCCCUCCUCCUGUGGCUGCCACUUCCGACUAUUAUUCUUCAUCAUCGCACAUCAUCUUUCCAUCAGCCCAAGCCCGUUUAACUUUUAUCUGUCAACGUGAUGUAUUUAGUCCACGUGCUUCUCUUCCCGUGACUCUCUCUCUCUGGCGUGUUUCAACUCACUGCUCCUGAGCACGUCAGCGAUGGUGGACCUCAGUGUUGAGGAUCAAAGUGUAACAGUGACCUGGUGGAGGUGAUGGGGGAGAUGGUGGUGGAAGAAAUGGUGGAGUUGGGCCCAACAUUUUUGAAGUCGCACGAACAGAUCUUUCAAAUAUCGACAAGCAUACAACACGUCUAUCCUACACGUCUGUUCAUAAAAAUAAAUAUCUACACGACCCAUCGCCCCACGGCCUUCUGGGAGCAAACAGUCGCGGUGGCGAGAU
Molecule: messenger RNA, 3360 nt
Organism: Petromyzon marinus (sea lamprey)
Lineage: Eukaryota; Metazoa; Chordata; Hyperoartia; Petromyzontiformes; Petromyzontidae
Biological process (GO): regulation of transcription by RNA polymerase II
Cellular component (GO): nucleus
Molecular function (GO): DNA-binding transcription factor activity, RNA polymerase II-specific; RNA polymerase II cis-regulatory region sequence-specific DNA binding
Source: RefSeq, a predicted model, not a curated record